AUUCAGAUCAACUCAAACGUUAACAUCAAAUAUCUGAGGGUUUUAUAUUCAAUGUAAUCCAGUUGAGGUUUAUGUGUUCUUGAAGAACCCUUAGGCGGUAGCUUUCUGCCUCAACUUGCUUAGUUGUUAAACAAUACAACUAUGGAAGUUAGGCCAACUGUUGUGUAGUUAUUUUCCCAACUCACUUGGAAUGAAAGCAAAACCGUUGGGUUCUUGGUCGCCAUCUCACUCCAAAUUUCACCUUCCACACUUUUGUUAAUUGAAACACUUCACCUUAAUUCUGUUGUAAUCUCAUCCUCAGACCUUUUCAUUCCCCAACUCAAACCCGUUUCUUAUAUUUGUUUUUCCCUAGGCUGUAAGAGUCUUGAUUUUCAGAUAAAUAUAGCUCAGGAAAUCUUGAUUGCAAUCUGUUUGUGUUGUGGGCUCUGAGGGAUUUCCGUUUAGCCUGGGCGGCAAUAUAGGAGAUUGGUGGUUUCGAUGAAUACAAGAUAUUUCUUUCAACCGGAUUCACUAUGCAGUUCCGGGAGUGCAGUUUCUGUUUCAUCAAUUUUUCCGGCAGCAGUAGAAGAGAGGAUUGCUCUGAGUUCGCCGGCUAGGUCGUCUCGGACUUCUCCUCCUUUCUUGAUAAGAUUAGCAAUGAAAAUAUCAAGAUCAAGGUGGUAUAGUUUCUUGAGAAGAGUUUUUCAUUACCAGAAUGGGUCCGGGUCCGACCUUGGACCCAACCCAUUUGAUUCCAAGAACUGGAUGUUGAUGGAAUUCAUAGCUUUGACAGUUCAAAUCAGUGUCACAGCAUAUACUCUGAUCAUCUCUAAAGGGGAGAGGCCGGUUUGGCCCAUGAGGAUAUGGGUUGCAGGUUAUGCUUUCGGUUGUUUCCUCAAUCUUGUGCUACUGUACUGGCGCUAUCGUCUUGUUUAUCUUACUCGAGGGGAUAAUGAUCUGAGUGGCUCUGAUAUUGAACAGCAGAGAAGCCACAGAGAGUCGAGAGACUUGCAGUAUAUGCAGAAAUGCAAGACGUCGCUUGAGCUGCUGUUUGCAAUAUGGUUUGUGAUGGGCAACGUGUGGGUGUUUGAUUCACGUUUUGCUUCAUACCAUCGUGCUCCUAAACUCCAUGUCCUCUGCAUCUCCCUGUUGGCCUGGAAUGCUGUGAGCUACUCGUUUCCGUUUAUACUGUUUGUGUUGCUCUGCUGUUGUGUGCCAAUGCUUAGCAGCCUCCUAGGCUACAACAUGAAUACGGCGUCCCUCCAACGAGGAGCAACUGAGGAGCAGCUCGCCAGUCUGCCAAGCUGGAAGUACAAGGAUGCUGGAAGCAUUUCAGAGCUUGGAAAUUCAACAAAAAACCAUGAGGUUCAGGAAUGUUGUAUCUGUUUGGCCAAGUACAGGGAGAAGGAAGAAAUCAGGCAGUUGCCAUGUACUCAUAUAUUUCACAUGAAGUGUGUGGACCAGUGGCUCAAGAUUAUCUCUUGUUGUCCUCUUUGCAAACAAGGGAUAGAGAAAUGAAAAGACAACAUCAACCCGAAAACAAACCUCCUACAAUUUAGGUUUUACAUUAUUUUUCCCUUUCCUGGAUUUAAGGAAAAGAGGGCAUCAAUGUUGUUUAUAAAUCAUAAGUCGUGCAAAUUUACAUAGUUGCUAGAGUGAGUGGAAUCCCUGUACAACAUUUUGAGGCUAAACCACUCAGAGAGUGGGGUAUUGGACAUAUUUUCAUCGUUUUAGCGGCUAA
Molecule: messenger RNA, 1720 nt
Organism: Sesamum indicum (sesame)
Lineage: Eukaryota; Viridiplantae; Streptophyta; Magnoliopsida; Lamiales; Pedaliaceae
Product: RING/U-box superfamily protein
Source: RefSeq, a predicted model, not a curated record